UAAAUGGUACUGGUCCAUACAGCGCAUGUGCAAAAGGAAGUGAACUCAAUAGCAACAACAAACUCAGCUGUACUAUCAAACUACCAACCUAACCUUCGUGUUGGGGUCCCGUGAGAGACGGAAAAACACGAAGACGACGGCUGAAACCGAGUUUUACCGAAGCCAGCACGGGGACAAAAGUGAAAUCUACAGUUGGUCCUCUACUUUUUGAAGUGGAUCCACAGACACACAGUUGCGGCGCGGCGCACUUCUUCCUGUUGUCAAAGCUGUGAAGCCGAGAUAAGAAACAAUGGAUGGCAUGUGACGAGACCGUAACAUGGGCGCCUAACUGAAGGUAAACAGCCGGGUUGGUGUUCUACAUGAGUCUGUCGGCAGGAUGUCGCUGAGUUCCGGAGGCUGGGCUCGCGCCCUCGAUCACGCGCCGGACCAGUUCGCCGACCUCCCCGACCACCAUGAGGCCUCGCAGUCACAACUCGGCUGCCAAACCGUCCUCAUGUCGGUUCGGGUGUCGGUGUGCCAUUCUGGUAUUCGGCCGCUGUGUCUUCCGGGAGCGGGUGAUGAGUCACUCCGCCUGCAGCUUGGCAUGGACCCGGGGAAAUCCGGGGAAUUCCGCCUGUCGCUCCAGAGCAGCAGCGGGACUGGCCGCAGUGUGACCAUCACUGAGUUUGAUCUGAAGGCUGUAAACUAUGAGGUGAAGUCACCAAAGUGCCACGAGCUUGUUCUGGCGGCUCCCCCGCACGACCGCAUUCGCUUUAACUUUCGCUGUGAGCAGGAAGCUGAGGAGUGGGCUACCGUCGUGAUGUCUUCGCUUAAAGAAGCUCACAGAGCUGCACCUCAGGAAAAUGGCUCACAGCACUUUUCAGAUACCAGUCAUGUACACAACACCUUGGCUCUGCAACAAACUGAGGAGGCUUGCAUAGAGCUGACUCGAGCCAUCGAGGCAGGUGACAUCAAGUCCGCUUCAGUCUUCGCCGCCCAACUUGCCGGCCAGCACGUCUCGCUGAAGAUCCUGCCCACUGCUGACAAAUACGGAGAUGCAGAAAUCAGCCUGGUUGUUGUGGUGGAAGAUUCCACGUCUUCAUGCUGCAUCACAGUGAAGGUCUUCCCUCAAAUGACUACUGAAUCAUUAAAACAGCAGAUGUUUCUGGAGUACGGCUUUCACCCUCGGGUUCAGCGCUGGAUCAUCGGCCAGUGCUUGUGCACUGACAAGCGGUCUUUAGCUUCAUAUGGCGUCCAACAGGACGGAGACACGGCCUUCUUGUACCUAUUGUCAGCUUAUCACGCUCGCCUGACUCAUCAAGUCCUGCAGCAGGAUCAGGAGAGCGCCCUGCUCCACAGCCCUCCCCUGUCGUUUCAAACCCCUCAGCUCCCUGUGUCCUCCACAAACGGCCUCCUAUCGUGUGACAGGGGUGCGUACUCCACGCUUCCUUCCAGACUCCACAGCAGCAGCAAGACUGGAGAGUCAGAACGACCGAAGGUCAGCGAGAUUAGGGACUUCAUCAACCUGGAAAUUCCUCCACUCAAAGACGGAUUAAGCCCCAGCACAUCUUCCUCUCAGGGUUGGUCCUGCCCCUCUUGCACAUACAUUAAUAAGCCAACACGUCCGGGCUGUGAGAUCUGCAGCACAAACCGUCCCGAGAGCUACAUUGUUCCCGGGGGAUACCAGCCCGACGCUCUGGAGCUCAGACGGAUUCAGCAGGAAAAGGAGUCCAUCCGACAGUACCAGCAGGCGAGAGAAAAGGAGCGAAGGGAAAACUUUGCUCGCCUGGUUAUGAUGGACGGUCAGGACUUGGUGCCCAACCCGGACCCGGUGGAUUGUAGGAUUUGCUACAUGGACUUACCAUCAGGGCAGGGUGUCCUGCUGCGGGAGUGUCUCCAUUGUUUUUGCAGAGAAUGUCUACGCUCUGUCAUCAUGUUGAGCGAGGAGCCCGAGGUGUCCUGUCCCUACAGAGACGACGCGUACUCCUGCGACGGCGUUCUGCAGGAGAGGGAGAUCAAAGCUCUGGUGUCGGCAGAGGAGUACGAGCGCUGGCUGCAGAGAGGGCUUUCUAUGGCAGAGUCCCGCUGCGAGGGCAGCUAUCACUGUGCUACUCCAGACUGUCUGGGGUGGUGCGUGUACGAAGACACCGUCAAUGUCUUCCACUGCCCAGUCUGCAGGAAACACAACUGCCUCAUUUGCAAGGCUAUCCAUGAAGGAAUGAACUGUAAACAAUACCAGGAUGACCUUGCAGUUCGGGCUAUAAAUGACUCUGCUGCUAGGAGAACAACGCAUCUGCUGAUGACCCUCGUGCAGUCAGGCGAGGCCAUGUACUGUCCUCAGUGCGGCAUCAUCGUGCAGAAGAGGGACGGAUGCGACUGGCUGCGCUGCACUGUCUGCCACAUUGAGAUUUGUUGGGUAACCAGGGGGCCUCGCUGGGGGCCGAAGGGCCCCGGAGACACAAGCGGAGGCUGUCGGUGCAACGUCAACAAUCAGAAGUGUCAUCCCAAAUGCCAGAACUGCCACUGAGUGUGUGAUCAAUUGAAAAUACCAGAGGAACUCAAAGACUGAAAUUCAAUUUGCUCAAAUUAAACGUGAAACAGGGAAAUAACUAUUAAUUUUUACCUGAUGUGUAUGUAAGACUGAUUUCUAAGAUGUCCCUCCCAUAUAAUGAAGACAUUUCUAGCUGCCUGUUACCAUUUCAAUAACCAUCACUUGUUUCUGUGAGCAGGAAUAGUUUCCUGUGUACGACAUCCAGUCCAUAGUGACCCGACCAGCCGUGAUCAUGAACAGUAUUUACAGAGGAUAAUUACCUUUGAAUGGUGCCUUUUUGUCUUCCCAUGUUUACACUGCAGAUGAAGCUACACAGAUUAUAGAGUUUCUGUUUUAAUAGUUUCCUACGUAGACUGAACACAUCGUGUGAAGCUGAAGUGACCUUACAUUUGUGCACAAAAGCUUUAGCACUGUUACAAACGUUUCUAUGAAAUGUGACAAAGGAUUUGGUUGUGUGUUGUAUGAGCCCUUUGAUUUUUGUGUGUUGGUGUUGUUUUCAGACUACAGGUAUGCUCUGUUACCAAAGAGGACUGUGAGGUUUCUUAUUUACCGUGGAAAUACCCAAGAAAGAAGUAGUAUUAACUUACCAUAUGCCUCUGUAUUUUACAAAGUACAAAGUCUUGCUAUUUAUUUUUGCUCUGCUGUCCAGAAAUUUCAAAUAUAUGAAAAGAUUUUUCUAUAAGUUCUUGUUUUCACUCUAAGGUGAUGCCCACUUUUUGCCAUUAUGCUUUUAAACCUUUAAAGGAGCUUAGAUGUGAAAGAUAUAUUGUCUUACAUGCAUUCUGGGAGUGAAAUUGGAUAAAUAAAACCACAUUAAUUCACAUGCAGCUUUUGAAAGAAUCCUGUUAAAGCUUUUUAUGCAUUAUGUAUUUUCUUAUUCGCAUGCAAUGAUGCACUGUUUAUUCCCCCUAGAAAGUGAUGGAAGUGUGAUUUCUCAACAACACUACUGCCGGGAACUGACAUGCCACUGGUACUUGUGUUUUACUGUCAGCACUCUGAUGCAGAUGUAUUUGUGUGCCUUAAUAAUGAAUAAAUAAGACUGACAAAUAA
Oryzias latipes (Japanese medaka) is the source of this 3580-nucleotide messenger RNA. RefSeq names its product sharpin and rbck1 related (gene shrprbck1r). Gene Ontology annotation, cellular component: LUBAC complex. The record is from RefSeq and is a predicted model, not a curated record. Gene Ontology annotation, biological process: protein linear polyubiquitination; positive regulation of canonical NF-kappaB signal transduction; proteasome-mediated ubiquitin-dependent protein catabolic process. Lineage: Eukaryota; Metazoa; Chordata; Actinopteri; Beloniformes; Adrianichthyidae. Gene Ontology annotation, molecular function: ubiquitin binding; ubiquitin-protein transferase activity.